Punica granatum (pomegranate) is the source of this 459-nucleotide messenger RNA. The record is from RefSeq and is a predicted model, not a curated record. Lineage: Eukaryota; Viridiplantae; Streptophyta; Magnoliopsida; Myrtales; Lythraceae.
AUGGCCUAUGUACAGCAGGUGGUGACAUCCCACCUUCCGGCCCAAGUGAAUUACGCCUGCCACGAGCAUGAGCUGCACCUCGAAACUUCCCAUGAACUGUAUGCAAACGAUAAAACGGGUACAUUCCUGUGCUAUGUUUGUGCUGGUUACUGCGAUUAUGUGUACUACUGCUGCAGGAAGACCUCCUGCGAUCUCAUAAUGCAUGCCAAGUGUGCUCUCAACUUACCUCUCACCAUCAACCACGAGUGCCACCAACAUCCUCUAGGCCUGGCACCACGUUAUUCGGCUUCUCUGAGAGUCUAUGCGGACGAUGACUACUGGUGCGAUGUGUGCGAAAAGCAGAGAGAUCCACGUUUCUGGAUCUUCUACUGCGCAGAAAGCGAGUACCCCGCUCACUUCCAAUUUCCCCUUGAGAAUGUAGACUACGACUACGUAAUUGUAUCUCUUCCUGAUAGUUGA